AUGACCGAUCAGCUGGUAGAUCAGCUGCGAAGCACACAACUCAGCGAUGGCAUUCCUGCACAGAAUGAUGAUUGGAAGAAGAACCUGAAAUUGCCUGCCAAGGAUAGCAGACAACAAACAGAGGAUGUUACCAAGACGAAAGGCCUGGAAUUCGAAAACUUUGCGUUGAAGCGAGACCUCCUCAUGGGUAUUUUCGAAGCUGGUUUCGAGAAGCCCUCCCCCAUCCAAGAAGAAGCCAUUCCCGUAGCCUUGACCGGCCGGGACAUUCUGGCCAGAGCGAAGAAUGGUACUGGCAAAACCGCCGCGUUCGUUAUUCCCGCCUUGGAACGCAUCAACCCCAAGGUCUCCAAGAUUCAAUGUCUUAUCCUCGUUCCUACUCGUGAGCUUGCCAUGCAAACGUCACAGGUUUGCAAGACGCUCGGUAAGCAUCUGGGGAUCAACGUCAUGGUCACCACCGGCGGUACCGGUUUGCGUGAUGACAUCCUGCGUCUGCAGGACCCUGUCCAUAUUGUCGUUGGAACUCCCGGGCGUAUACUGGAUCUGGCAGGAAAGAGUGUUGCCGAUCUCAGCGAAUGCCCCAUGUUCAUCAUGGACGAGGCCGACAAGCUUCUGUCCAUUGAGUUCACUCCCGUCAUCGAGCAGCUCCUGCAGUUCCACCCCAAGGACCGCCAGGUGAUGCUCUUCUCCGCCACCUUCCCCCUCUCUGUCAAGGACUUCUCUGAUAAGAACAUGGUCUCCCCUUACGAAAUCAACCUCAUGGACGAACUCACCCUCCGCGGCAUCACUCAGUACUACGCCUUUGUCGAAGAGAAGCAGAAGGUUCACUGCCUGAACACACUCUUCUCCAAGCUUCAGAUUAAUCAGUCCAUCAUCUUUUGCAACUCGACAAACCGUGUUGAGCUACUCGCCAAGAAAAUUACCGAACUGGGCUACUCUUGCUUCUACAGUCAUGCUAGAAUGCAGCAGCAAGCGCGUAACCGCGUCUUCCACGACUUCCGCAACGGCGUUUGCCGAAACCUCGUCUGCUCAGAUCUUCUCACCCGUGGUAUCGAUAUUCAGGCUGUGAAUGUCGUCAUCAACUUUGAUUUUCCCAAGAACGCCGAAACCUACCUCCACCGAAUCGGUCGAUCCGGCCGUUAUGGUCACCUUGGUUUGGCUAUUAACCUGAUCAAUUGGGAUGACCGCUUCAACCUUUACAAUAUCGAGAGAGAUUUGGGUACUGAAAUUCAGCCCAUUCCUCCCAGCAUUGACAAGAGCCUUUACGUUUACGAGAACCCCGAUUCAAUCCCUCGGCCCAUUUCCAACCUUCCCAGAAACAAUCAGCAAUCCCAGCCAGCUCAGCCUCAACAGCCCAUGGCUCAUCAGCCACAGGGCAACUGGCAAAGCCAAAAUGGCCACCAAAACCACCACUAUGGUCGUGGGCGUGGACGAGGACGUGGUUUCCGAGGACGAGGUGCUGCUGGCGGCGGUGGCGGCGGUCGAGGCCGUGGCCAGCCACGUGAAGCUCAAUCAUGA
Messenger RNA from Pochonia chlamydosporia 170, 1515 nucleotides. RefSeq names its product ATP-dependent RNA helicase DHH1. Gene Ontology annotation, cellular component: P-body; cytoplasmic stress granule. Gene Ontology annotation, molecular function: ATP binding; mRNA binding; RNA helicase activity. Bases 1 to 1515 code for a protein of 504 amino acids. Gene Ontology annotation, biological process: cytoplasmic stress granule assembly; P-body assembly. NCBI's taxonomy places the organism in Eukaryota, Fungi, Ascomycota, Sordariomycetes, Hypocreales, Clavicipitaceae. The record is from RefSeq and is a predicted model, not a curated record. The transcript is spliced from 3 exons.